This is a messenger RNA of Diatraea saccharalis (sugarcane borer), 4775 nucleotides long. NCBI's taxonomy places the organism in Eukaryota, Metazoa, Arthropoda, Insecta, Lepidoptera, Crambidae. The record is from the annotation of a GenBank genome assembly.
AUGUACAUUAGAAAUAAAACUAAAUAUGGUAGUCCUGUAGUUCACGUGCUUGUUAGGAAGCGUGCCGGAGGCUUUAACGGCGGGUGGCGGGAGCAAGGCGGCGGGCGUCCGGGGGGGCGGCGCGGGCGGUGGGCGGGCCGGGCGGUGACGUCAGCGAAGGGGGGCAGAGUGCCGCGCGAUUGGUGGAGAUGCGCGCGCCGCUACCGAAUAUGGGACCGCGGCUCCAUUGAUAAAACUGCGGCGCGGGGUCGCGCGGCGCCAGUCCCCUUCGUACAGGCCGCGCGAGAGGCCGUUUUCACGCUGGCGUUGUUUGUGAUACCGAUCGGCCCUUGGGCCGAGGAGCAGGUCGUGCCGGACGGGAUGGGCACGGACGCGGAGCCCCCGACCGGCCCGCACCUGCUCUCGCUCGCCGACGUCGGCACGCUAGGGUUUGACUGCUCUCUCAAGCCGGUGGCACCCGCGCUCACAUCAGGUGGCACACCGACUGACCUCAACACUCCCGUCACCACAUCGGACUUACCCGCCUUCUUCCCGAGUCUGCUGGAACCUCCUCCUAUAUCAGGUACGCUACCUGGCGAUGAACUAUCACUAGGAUGCUCGCCACGGCGGCACAAACACGAAGCGUCUCUGUCACCUGGCGCGCGAGCCGAGGAUGCGAGUAAUGCAUCAAGCGCAAGCGCAUCGCUUUACGGCCCCGUGGGCAACAAGCGUGCCCCUUCACCACCACUGCAAUGGCUACUACCACCCGGACCCGGUCCCGGUGCCAUGGACAAAUAUUUCCAACAGGAAUACGAAGAGCGCGUUGAUUUGCUACCGCCCGAAUGCCAACCGUCGUACUGUACACAGCCGCAAUCGUGUCCGCCGCCGCAACACUGCGAGUACCGCCCGCCACCACAACCCCAACCCCAACACUCGUGGGAUACACAAGAGUAUGCUCCACCUCCCCAGCCCACGCCUGGGCCCUCAGGGUUACCCAAGCGGGAACCGUAUCCGAGUCCGGCCAGCGAUCGUCCCGUUCAACUUGCCGAGUACAACCCCUCCACGAGCAAAGGCCACGAGAUCCUCUCACAGGUCUACCAGCAGAGUACACAACCCCUAAGGCUAGUGGCGGUCAAACCGCGUAAAUAUCCUAAUCGGCCAAGCAAGACGCCAGUGCACGAGCGCCCAUAUGCAUGCCCGGUGGAUAGCUGCGAUCGCCGUUUCUCACGAUCGGACGAAUUAACGCGGCACAUUCGUAUCCACACGGGUCAGAAACCUUUUCAGUGCCGUAUAUGCAUGCGAUCAUUUAGCAGAUCAGACCACCUCACGACGCAUGUGCGAACACACACAGGCGAGAAACCGUUCGCUUGCGAUAUCUGUGGCCGCAAAUUUGCUCGUUCAGACGAAAAGAAGCGACACGCGAAAGUGCACCUGAAACAGCGGCUGAAACGCGAGCGAGGCGGCGGUGGCAGCACGCACCACCACGAGCCGCAUGGUCUCUAGCGAUCGCCAGUGCGCACGCCUGCGCUCUCCCCCGGGUCCUCGCCCGCGCCUGCGCCCGCGUCCGCACAUUCCAGCCGCGACGCGUCCACGUUAUCCGCAUCAUUCGUGGCGCCCGCGACACCCGCGAAUCCCGCUACGCCUGACGCGGAUCAUUGAACUUUUAUAUUUUCACGUUGAAGUUAUUAAAUAAUUUCAUCGCUUAGGUGUAAAAGAUUGUCUUUAACGAAGCUUUAUUAACUCUACAUUUUGUAAAUUCACUGAAAUUUAUAUAAUAUAUAUAUAUCUUUUUAUACAUAUUUGUAAUUACCAUAAAUAGGAGGCGAGUUCGAUGUAUUUAUUUAGAUAGGUAGGCUAAUUGAAUGAACUUGACUGGGAACAAACGUAAAUACGAAGCGAUAUGGCCUAAUGUGACCAAUGUGCGCGUCUAUGUACGUUUCACUGAGAUUCUGGCAGCGCCCGCGCGCCGUCCUUGUUAUCCUGACGCAGUGUGAACACAUAUCUUUCUAUCUGAAGGUAGACCUUGUAGCUUAAAUAUCUCUCGUUAACGAUCAUUCAUACGUUCGAUUUUGAUGUUAUUGUAUGAAAAAUGAUCGUAAAGAAGUGAGAGCGUGAGCCUUUUGGCAGGUACGAACGCGGGUAAACAUUUGCUACAAACGCCUGCAUGGAUCCGAUGAGUUCCUGUAUUGUGGUGAUGAUGAUAAGUGUAAUGGCAAAUGUUUCUCUGCGAUACGUAUCUACUUUACUAUUGUAGGUAUAUUCAAAUUCUUAUACUUUACAAAACUAACGUGAAACUGUGCCAUUAAUUUAACUUUACAACGUGCCACUGCAAUUUUAUUUAUAUAUCUAGUGUAACAUGACUGCUAAAUAAGUAAUAACUUUAACAAUAUUUUUUUAUUAUUUCUAGUCGAAGAUGUAUUAUAUUGAACGCAAAUUGUCGACUAUGUUUUUUUUUACUUGAAAUAUUUUAUUAUUUCAUUAACUAAUCAUCAACUAUUUUGGACAGAUGCUGUCUCGAUCUUCUCUUGCUCAAAGAUUUUUUUAUUUAACAAAAUUUGCUCAAACCUGCUUAUUUUGUAUACUCGCUGAUGACAUAACAGCGUCUAUUUGCUUACCCUACUCUUGCCUAUCUCUAUAAACUUUGCGAUAUCGCACUUGUUACUUUGUUACUUCAUUAUUAUGUUUCCCAGUGGCAUAUAUUUUUAUAAUGUGCGUAUUAUAGACUAAUCUAGUAAAGUAUGAUGGUAAAUUAUGAUCUCUUAAUCAUUAUUAAUUACUUUCAAGUACCUAUAAAGAGGGCCCCUAAUUUAUAAUACUCAUAAGUUUUUGUAUAGGCAUAAUUAUUCUUAUAAGAUUUAUUUCUAAAAUACUAGAUUUCUGUUACUGUGAUCAUACCAAGAUGCAAAUUUUGCUUUAUAAUGUUUACUGGUACGAUAAUGUUAUUUGUGGGCCUCUUUCACGAUCGCUAGUCGGUUGGCGCAGCGUUCUAAUUUUCAAAUACAUUAGUAAUUGUUGUUGGGAUUGAUUGGGUUUAAUACAACAAAGUACAACAAAUACUAAAUGAAAAAUGCUUAAAAAAUCUUCAUUAAGAACAUUUUUCAGUAUAGCAUUGUAAAUGUAAAAUUUACCAAAUAUAAUAACAAAGUAGUAAUAACGUCAAACAACGAAUGCACAAGUGAAAGAAGCUCUACUGUGCCAGUAAUAUUAUAUAAUUAAGUAAUAGGUAUUCACGCCGAGUAACUAUUCAUACUAAUAUAAUGUUAAUCAGUUAAUUUCUCUGCAGGAGUACAAAAAUCAGCACAAAAUAAGUUUCAUAUUUCAAUAAUUAUAUUAGGGAAUGUUUUUACAAAAAAAAAUAAUGCCUUCGAAUUAUGAUAUAUGUACCUACUGUUGUACUUUAGUAUGUGUGGAGAAUCACUUUGUUACUCAUUGUUUACUGUAGAAUAAGUAAUUGACUAUCUUCAAAUAAGAAAACUUAGUGCAAUUGAAACAAAAUUAUAUAAAUUAUUUUUAUGUCACCGAACGAAAACAGUAAUAUAUAUAUAAACAACAGGGUGGGCCUUUCUAAUGUCGGUUGUUAUGAAUUUAGAAUAUCUGACAAUAAUAUUACUAAUUCUUGCGCAUACAAUUCAAUAGGUAACAGGGAACGGUGCGAUCGAGCUCAUAUUACAAGAGUAUACAUAAAGUUAAGAUCACUUUACAUUAGAUAAAAAAAUUAAAUUUACAUUUUAUGUGGAAUAUGUUUGUAACUACGUGAACAAGAACACAAUAGCGAUAAAUAUCAAAGUAGUACGUUAUCAUAGAUAUAAAAAUUAAUCAAUGGAGCUGUCAUUUGUGUCUCUAUCAAUUGUAAAUAAUACUUUCCAGCAAUAAUGUACUGCCGUUGAUAUUUAACGCGUUUGUUCUUCAUUGCAACUUCAGCAUGCUCAGCAUCCGUUCCCAAAUGCUCAACCGCACAGCGCAGUCGAAUAACGCGUGCUACGCGCUACGCGUACAUAAAAAUAAUGGUCUACGAGUUUAUAAUAUUUUUACUGUUAUAGAAGAGACGAAGUCUCCGAUAGAAAAGGCUAGCUUAGAUAGAUUUUAAAUAAAGAAUAAUUGAAAUUAGUCAAACGAGUGACAAAUGUAACGGAAAAGACUAAAUUCUUACACACUUUACGUAAUGUUGCAACGCGUUAAAGUUAUUGAUAUACGGUGAAUGUUAGGUUACGAGGCACGAGGAGUCAGCUGCGAGGCUUGGCUUAGCAGGGGCGACUUUCGUUGUUAACAAAACACUGUUACUCUUCGACCCUGUACGGAUCAUGGUGACAUUUUGUCCUAGCACUAGUUUUUUUUUUUCAAAUUUUUAUGAACAAACUUUUUUAUAAGUAGUGUUCAUAUAAUACCUAAAAAUGGGUGCGAAAUCUUUACGAAUUUUGUGUAAGUAUGGUUAUUAAUUUAAGCUGUCUUUACGUAUUUCACCAGAGUGAAAGAUGUUGUUGAUGUUCUAAGAUAAAUUAGUCAUAAGUACAUAGGUAUUGUUAAAUCUCACUAAUUUUUACUAAAUUCUAUUUAAUAUAUUUGUAAAUACACUCUGACUAAUUUUGGAUUUAAUGUGUAUAUAAGAGAAAAGAAAUUUUUAUUUAAUAUGAAACCACCUAAGGUGCGAAAAUACAAAUUGUUGAAAACUUACACUUGUUGUUUAUAUUCAAAAUAAUUUUUAUUUUCCUCAAAUCCCUUCUUAUAAUCUUAAUCUAGUAUAAAAGCGCCAUAAAUCUACAGUGAUCGAUUACACAAUUUAAUAAAACGACUACAUU